GCAAUGUUUUAGUUUCAGUUUUAGUUGCAGUUCAGGUGAUGAGAUCUUUGUGGCUUGUAUGCGGGUUCUUGGCAUUGCUUCCUCUUAAAGCAAUAACUGAUGAGGAUGCAGACGCAGUGAUCGAGAAAUGUGAAAUGCGAGUCAUGGUAUUUGAAGGAUAUCAACGCACAAUGUGUGCUCCACUUCAAGAGGUGUGGGUACUGUCAAAGGGUGUAUGCCGCAAAGGAUUCACAUGUGCCGAGGGCUAUAGUGAACGGGAAUGUAAAGAAAAGUGCCUGAAGAAACGAAGCAGCAAUGACUAAAACUGGUCUCAGCCUUAGUUCGGAGCGAACCCAAAGAACUGGAACCAGAACUAAGCCGUUUCCAUGACUUUUUAUAUAUGUAAUUGUAUUCUUAUAUUAAACUAAAUCUAAUUAAU
Messenger RNA from Drosophila albomicans, 418 nucleotides. RefSeq lists its product as uncharacterized. NCBI's taxonomy places the organism in Eukaryota, Metazoa, Arthropoda, Insecta, Diptera, Drosophilidae. The transcript has 2 exons. The coding region runs from base 39 to 302 and encodes 87 amino acids. The record is from RefSeq and is a predicted model, not a curated record.